AUGGCCCAAUCGACUACAGUUGAAACUAUUACUAUCACCAGACCUUUAAAAGUGAUCGCUUUGAUAUGUGGUCUAAUUGUAAUUGUUCUGAUGCUACUGACGUUGACGUCCACUGAUUGGUUAUUGUCAGCCGGUUGGCGUCAAGGUUUGUUUUCUCAUUGCAUUGCAGUCAAUGCUCCUACACCGUUACCAUUUAAUGUACCUGAUAACGGUCCAGAUUGUUAUCCAACACGUGAAGUUGGAUACAUAAGAGUAGCUGCAGCUUUGUGUAUAGUUACAUUGGUCACAGACAUAGUGGCUACUCUUUUAACGGGGCUUGGGUUGAGAAGCAAAGAUCAACGAACCAAAUACAAAUUCUACAGAGUAGCUGUUUACGUUAUGUUACUCGCAUUAUUAUCCUUAUUGAUAGCGUUGAUUGUGUAUCCAGUAUGUUUUGCAGCUGAAUUAAAUUUAGGGAACCGCACUGUGUGGGAGUUUGGAUGGGCCUACGGCGUUGGAUGGGGUGCCGGAAUAUUUUUGUUUGGUGCUGUUGUAUUGCUGUUAUGCAACAAAGAAUCCGAAGAAAUCUACUAUAAAGAACGUAAAGUAACAUCGUCCGCCUAG
Macrosiphum euphorbiae (potato aphid) is the source of this 603-nucleotide messenger RNA. Lineage: Eukaryota; Metazoa; Arthropoda; Insecta; Hemiptera; Aphididae. The record is from the annotation of a GenBank genome assembly.